This is a messenger RNA of Diatraea saccharalis (sugarcane borer), 2543 nucleotides long. Lineage: Eukaryota; Metazoa; Arthropoda; Insecta; Lepidoptera; Crambidae. The record is from the annotation of a GenBank genome assembly.
AGUUGUGAUUGGGACGUGUUGACGAAUACUCAACUCGGUGCUCACCGCACGGCCGUCCUCAUACGUGACCUCGCCCUUGCCUUAUCACUUAUCACUGCGUUUAUCGAUUAACGCACACAAUCUUCGAUAAUGUCGACGAUUGAAUGUUUAUACAGUAUUCAUUAUACCUUGGAUCGCUAGAUUUUUCAGUAAAACCGUGUGUUCGGAUCGAAUUAAUAUUCAAAUGUUAGUUGUAUGCAACUGUUUUCUGCAUUUUCCUUUGGCGUAGGUCGGUGUUUACUCGGUUUACGUGUAGGCUGUGAUUAUGGCGGUUUGAUCUCAGUGUUGAACUAGUGGGUGUUUUAUUUCUAAAAAACAAGCUCACGAUUGGUCGAAGAUGGAUCGGACAAUGUACGGCAAGGUGCUGCCAGGCACUUAUUAUCCAUUCCGCUGCGCUAUGAAGGAGAACGGAAUAUCGCCCGGCUAUGCUCUGCUCGCGGAUCUCCAGAACUCUAUAAACCCUGGCGCCCGCGUCGGCAGUCCCGGUGGCCGAACCGGUUCCCCGGGCGGUCGCACCGUGUCUCCGGGCCGGACGGUGUCGCCGGGCCGGGGCGCGUCACCCGGACGGCUCAGCUCGCCCGGUGGCAGCCUCUCAUCCCCCACCUCUACUGGCUACGGUUCCAUAAACGGCUCUAGAAAUAUCAGUACAGAUUACAACAAACCUGGCUCGCCUACAUACCAGAACACGGAUUCACUAGAAAGAACCAUACCCGUCAAAACUUACGGCAGCAGCCAGGCUAGCUAUGGUGGCCACACACCCACCUACAACACGGGACAGUCCGGAUACGGUCGGACAACCGGACGCGGCAACAUGUCCGAACUCGACACCCUGCUUGACGAUUUGAGCAACGCACGAUAUGGCAACUAUACAGACAAACUGCAGUACAACGAUCGGACGGUGACAGACGGGUACGCACGCACCAACGGCGCAACCAGUCCAGCGUCCUCGAGGCCCACAGUCGACUCUUUGUUAGAUCAACUUAGUGCAGAUGUCACCAAUGGGAGGGCGUCGACGUCUCCAAUUCCACCGUCAUCGGGCACACUCCCUCGGCCUGGUACCAAACACGUGACGGUGACUGUACAAGAGACUGUGGUGGAGCCGUCGCAGCCUCAGCCACCACCGCCACUGCAGCCGCCCGCGUCGAUAGCGCGCCAUCACCAUCACGCCUCAAGCGCCACUAAAGAGCUGGACGAUCUGAUGGCAUCGCUGUCUGACUUCAAGGUUAGCGGCGCAGGAGGCGAGGGUGGAACCCACGUGUACCGUGAGAGGCGCGCGUGGCAAGAACAAUAUCGCAGCAGCCCCAGGCAACCAGAACCAGCCUCGCUCGAGCAUAUGCUCGGAUCCCUCCGGGCAGACAUGAGCCGCCAAGGAGUCCAAACCCCCCAGAAGGGGUGCUGCAAUGCCUGCGAAAAGCCCAUCGUCGGACAGGUGAUAACCGCGUUGGGUCGCACUUGGCACCCUGAGCACUUUACAUGCGCGCACUGCAACCAGGAAUUGGGCACGAGGAACUUCUUCGAGCGUGACGGUCGGCCGUACUGCGAGCCCGACUACCACAAUCUGUUCUCGCCCAGAUGCGCCUACUGCAACGGACCUAUAUUGGAUAAAUGCGUGACCGCCCUCGAGAAGACCUGGCACACGGAACAUUUCUUCUGUGCACAGUGCGGGCAACAGUUCGGCGAGGACGGUUUCCACGAGAGGGACGGAAAGCCAUAUUGCCGCGCUGAUUAUUUCGAUAUGUUUGCGCCCAAGUGCGGCGGCUGCAAUAAGCCCAUCAUGGAGAAUUACAUCUCUGCGCUCAACACACAGUGGCAUCCAGACUGCUUCGUCUGCAAGGAGUGCCGUGAACCUUUCCACGGUGGUUCAUUCUUCGAACACGAAGGCCAGCCGUACUGUGAGACUCAUUAUCACGGUAAACGUGGCUCCCUAUGCGCUGGCUGUCAUAAGCCUAUAGCUGGCCGCUGCAUCACGGCGAUGUUCCGCAAGUUCCACCCGGAACAUUUCGUCUGCGCCUUCUGUCUCCGUCAACUGAACAAGGGCACGUUCAAAGAACAAAACGACAAACCUUACUGCCAUACCUGCUUCGAUAAACUCUUCGGUUAGGCGAUAGAUGGCGCGCUCGCAUAGAAAUGUAUAAAGAUUUAUGAAGUUCAAAACUUUGUUGUGAAAGCGAAACGUUAUAUUGGCUGUCAAGGGAUGGCGCUAGUGUUUUGUGUGUAUAAAAAUACUUUGAUGUACAGAAAGAUACAAUUUACAUGGCUCACCGAUAUAACUGCGCAGAAUCAUUCAAGGCCAACCAUACUGAUUCAAGUUGAAAGCAAAUUUAUGUAGCAAGACGCGUGAUUAUAAUAUAUUGUAUAUUUUUAUUAAUCAAUUUAGAAGACUAACGCCAUCUAUUGACACGUUACAGUGAAACUCAUAAAGCUCACGACGUUCGUGACCUGAAACUGCGAUAUCAUAAAUUGAAACCAUUACGAUAAGAAAAAUCUACUUUAAAGGUACAAUU